AUGGGUGAGGAGCCCCGGAGCAACAACGAGAGUGCUCUGUACAUCGCGAGAUUUCGUCGCAGUUGCCGCAACCGCGAGUCUUACGACGCGGUCGCGCAGUUGGAGGCGGAAUUGCGACGUGCCUACAUGGUGAAGGGACUCGAGGCGCAGCUCGAGGAGAGGCAAGUCUGCAGACAGGCCGAGCUCGUGCGAAAACACGAGGGCGCCGAGCUGAGUCGCCAGCAGCAACAGAAAGCGUUGGAGGAGGAUCUCAGGCGCCGAUCGGAGAAUCUGCGGAAGUCCGCGGAAUACAGGCAACAGCUGAACGAGCAGUUGACACGAAAAGAAGAAGAAAAGAGAGUACUUAUGGAAGAAGCUCGCGAAUACAGGAAGUUCCUGGAAGAAGCGGACAGACUGCAGGAGGAACGGGAGCGCGCUCGUACACUAGAGAAGAAGUGCGAGCUGGUGGAGAGGAUGAGACGGGAGAGACUGCGUCUCGAGGAGAUGAGGGAGAUCCGUCGGCAAAAGGAAUACGAAAUGGAAGAAAAGAAGCAACGAGAAGAUGUAGAGUACUUGAAGGAGGUAGAGGUAAGAUCAAAGGAGAUGAACAGACUUCGAAGAGAGCAGUUGGAGAGACGCGAGCGUGUGCAGAUGGAAAUAACGAGAAUAAUACUUGACGCCGAGGCUCGGAAACGCGAGAAGGAAGAGUAUCUGAUCGACCUCGUGGCAGAGGAGAUAAGGUGUGAACUUAUGAUCAGAGAGAUGGAAGAGACAACGCGUCGGAAAAAGAUGCAGCAGGAGCUGGCCGUUAGUUUGCGGGAACAAAUUGUCUUUACCGAACAGUGUAAAAUGCGUUUCGCGGAAGAGGAUAAAGCAUGGGCCGAGGAAGUUAUGAGGAAGGUCAUGGAGGACGAAAAGACGGCGAGGUGCACGGCGGAGGCGAAGAGAAGAAUGAAAACGCAGUAUCGACAGGAUCUAGAGAAGUUGAUUGCGCACCGUCGCAGAAUUCGAGAAGAAGAAAUCGCGAGAAUUGAGGAAGUCGCCCGCGAGGAACAGAGGCUGAGGUUAAUUGAGAUGGAACACGCGAAGGAGGAGAGAAAACGCUUGUUGACAAUACACGCGACCAACAUCGCGAGCUUCGUGGAUAGAGCGAUUCUCACGCCCGAGGAGCAACAAAUACUCGCCGAAUUAACGAAAACAAAUCAAACCGUUGACAGUAACGAUGCGUCGAAGGAGACGCAAAAAGAUUGA
Molecule: messenger RNA, 1230 nt
Organism: Pseudomyrmex gracilis
Lineage: Eukaryota; Metazoa; Arthropoda; Insecta; Hymenoptera; Formicidae
Product: trichohyalin-like
Exons: 1
Coding region: 1-1230 (409 amino acids)
Biological process (GO): cilium organization
Cellular component (GO): motile cilium
Source: RefSeq, a predicted model, not a curated record